This is a messenger RNA of Paraglomus brasilianum, 507 nucleotides long. NCBI's taxonomy places the organism in Eukaryota, Fungi, Glomeromycota, Glomeromycetes, Paraglomerales, Paraglomeraceae. The record is from the annotation of a GenBank genome assembly.
AUGUCUUUGAUGGGCACAGAAUCUACCUUAUCAGUCAAAACUCCAACUCUUAUUUUGGCUUUACCGUUACCGGAAGACGAACAAGACGAUGAUCAAAUCGAUGAUGAAUAUGAAUUUAUAGACUUUGGUGCACCACAAAUGGAAACUGUUAUUGUGUCGAUGAUCAUAACAGCAUCUGUUGCGUUAAGUCUUCUUAUCUGUUAUCGUCGUGCUAACAGAUUGAUCCCCAAUGGAAUAUACUUUGCCUUACAACCACGACAUAAUCCAGAUGAAGAUCUGUCUUUACGGACUGGUUUGUUACAAGAGGAAGACGAAGAUGCCACCCAAUUGGAUGAUCGAAUGCUGGACACUAUUAGAUACCGAGACGAUGACGAUAGCAUCGAGGACGUGAGUGCAUCGAAAAAUCAAGAACGAUCCUUUAUAGAUGAUAGUAACAAGCCAUCUGAAAACCAGGGCAACAUGCGUAAUGAUUUUGGUGUAUUUAGUAUUGCAGAUGAAGAUGACUAA